CUCAGCAGACAUACAAUCAGUCUAACCGGCACGGCCUAGCGAAGUAGACAUUUCUGUACCGCUCUCAAACCCUUUUACCAGCGCUUUUUUUUUACCACCAUCAUCACUGAACUUUUGAGGGGAAACAACUCAGUGAUCAGAGAAAUUGCAGAGAAAAAUUUUCACUUCUGAUCUAUCAUCUGGAGCUUAUACUGCUACCCUUAUGGAGAAGGAUAAUAACGAAAACCACCAUCAAGAACACUAUUUCGAAGGCGUGGAGAAGCUUUUGGAAGUCUGGUUCACCCGGAAAGAUGGCGCUAUCCAACAUUGCGAUCUUCGCAAAGUCCCCAGGGAAAAAUGGGUGAGUAUGCUCAAGAUCGUUCGCUGUGAGAUCAUCAGCAUGACACGUAACGAUACUAUCGACGCUUACGUGCUCAGUGAGAGCAGCAUGUUCGUUUCGAAACGUCGAAUCAUCUUGAAGACCUGUGGUACUACCACCCCACUGCUCUGCUUGAAAUCUCUGCUUUACCUCGUCCAACGUUACGCCGGUUACGACGAGGUUCAGGAUUUGUUCUACUCGCGCAAAAAUUACAAGCGCCCGGAAUUGCAGCAGGAACCGCACCGCACUUUCGCGGACGAGGCCGCCUUAUUGGAUGCCAUGUUUCACGAUGGUGCGGCCUAUUGUUUGGGAGCGGUGAAUCGCGAUUGCUGGUACUUGUAUACACUCAACCCGUACGCCUCUCCGGCCGGUCACUCACUGAGUGCCCUGCUGGCCGGCGCUGCCGAUGGCGACGAUGGAUUCGGAGCCUCGGAUGGCGAGGAGGGGACUGACGGAAGCAGCAGCGAUGGCGGCUGCGAUGGGAUCGAAGAUAGUGGUAGUGAUGGAGCUGAUAGCAGCGAUGAUAGCUUGGAUUUGCGUACCAUGAAUCUGUCGGGUCUUAACAAGAGGAAUGUCUCCCAACGCUAUUCCAUCAGUUUGGGAGGUGGACGUGGUUCAAGCCCUUCGGAAGCGGAUCAAACUCUAGAGAUCAUGAUGAGUGAUUUGGAUCCGGAAGUCAUGAAAAUUUUCACCAAGCAAUUCUCCGCCAACGCGGCUGAAGCUACGCAGAAAUCGGGUAUCGACAAGAUCUUACCCAAUGUGACCAUUGAUGAUUAUCUGUUUGAUCCUUGUGGCUACUCGAUGAACGGUGUUCUUAAAAACGGCGAAUAUAUGACCAUCCAUAUUACUCCGGAAGCCAAGUUUUCUUACGUUAGUUUUGAGAGCAAUAUCCCGCAAUCAUCUUACAUGGACGUGAUUGCCCGCGUUCUCGAAACUUUCCGCCCGGGCAAGUUUAUCGUCACUUCAUUCGCCAACAAGGCAUCGGUGGUGGAAGAUACGCACAAAGACUUAUUGAACGCCGACAUUUUGAGUGAAUUUAAGCGUCGGGACAUUCAGUACUGCCAUCUAAAGAACUACGACCUGACCUACGCUCUUUAUUCCAAAUUUCCCAGCUGAGUUUGGCGGGAACCCAGACCCCAUGGAUCUGGGUGCAUCUCCCAUAUCGCCUCGGAAAUCCUUCUCCCUUUCCUUUUCCCCUCUCCCUUUCUUCUUUGCUUCUUUUUCUUCUUUUGUCUUCUGUCAUCUUUGGCGUCACCCUCAUCUUUCAAUGCCGCGUCGCUUCGUACUCCUCCUACUACUUCACGUCGCGCGGUUCGUUUCGGGGUGAAUGGACGAUUCCAGUUAUUCGGCUAUACGGUCAAGACGCUCAUCGUGGUUCUACAUCAAGAGAAGGAUCAACUCUAUCGUUUGGUUCUGCCCUCAGAUUUGGUUCUCUUUUGCUGGUGGCGCACCAAGAUCUCCUAAUGUCGACUUCAAUGUACUAUUAUUAAACCGAGUAGUGAUUUUAUAAGAGCAUACGGUGGGUAAAAAGAUGUCAUACAUUUUAUGAUUAUCUACAUUGAGAGUCGCAUAUGAGGGUGACUUGGCAGUUAAACCGGCCGAUUAUACACCAAAACCGACAGCCACCAUCUUUUCCACUUUUCAACGACGGCAAAAAUUAGGUGGAUCUGACCGAAAGAGAAAUCAAAACGCCAAUAUUACAAUACGUGGUAGCGUCUUUUUUGCUUGCCUGUUACUUACACUCUGUUUUUACACCCCCCCCCCCCUCUCUUACACCCAAAACCCCCCCUCCAACCCAUAUCUUCUGAUGAAGACAAUUUAAAAAAUCUUCCGAGGCGAAAACGGAAGAUGUAUUCGGAUCGAUUUGUUGACGACUUGGCUCUUUGUUACACCCGAUAUUUAUAUCUUUUGGUGUUUUUCAUCAUAAUCCCUUUGAUUUACGAAAUUAUGCAAAUGUCAUGAGAAGAAAUACUGUUGGCCUUUUACAUGUAGUAAUGAUUACGGGCCUCAUAUUUUGUUGGAUGAUGUCACAUUUCAUAUUACUUUUCCAAUUUAGGUUUUCUCGCUCUCAGCAGCGUAUAUACCUUUUUCAAUUUUUUACCUUAUCCAUGAAAUAUUCAAUACGAGGUUUUGGUUGUACCUUACAAAAACUGAAUGCAUUAUGUAUUGCGUGUUCAGAAAUAAAAUACACUCUUCAAUCACA
Molecule: messenger RNA, 2561 nt
Organism: Daphnia pulicaria
Lineage: Eukaryota; Metazoa; Arthropoda; Branchiopoda; Diplostraca; Daphniidae
Gene: SamDC
Product: S-adenosylmethionine decarboxylase proenzyme-like
Exons: 8
Coding region: 203-1474 (423 amino acids)
Biological process (GO): spermidine biosynthetic process; spermine biosynthetic process
Cellular component (GO): cytosol
Molecular function (GO): adenosylmethionine decarboxylase activity
Source: RefSeq, a predicted model, not a curated record